CAUUUCCGACUUCCGACUUUUUCCUUGUUACCAAGCAACAGCGAACGCCCUGACCUGAGAUGUGUGCCAGCUGGUCUACUUGGGUUAGCGGAUAAUUACAGACUGAGCUAACUAGCAGACAUGGACAGUGGUGAUGACCUGGACGAAUUGUUGGAUGAAGUAGAACAAAAGUUUUGUCGCAAUGUUUCUGUCGCGUCUUCAGUUCGCGAAUCCCCGAGCGAGUCUGGUAAAUGCGGGAAAGACAAUGACGAACAGAAAGAACACAGGUUUAAUUCCACAAAACCUGAACUUUCAAUGAGUAGCAUCACUGAGGAUGUUGACGCCUUUCUGGAAGAAUUACUGGAGGAAGACCAUGAAAGUUCCCUUCAACCAGAGACUGAACCAUUUACUAAAGGACCAAAGGUGGAGAAGAAGCUUCCAUCUCAGUCUGGAGGGAGGAAGUGCUUUCCUGUCUUCGUUGGCGGGAGCUCUGUCACAAACGGUGUUGGAACAGCCACAUCCAAGAGGUCAUGUGGCCAGUUGAGGUGUGUAUCCUGUGACUUCUGGGUGCUGAUGUUUGAUGACUGUGAGUGGGACUUGUCCUGUGAUUACCUGUUCCUCAGGAACAACAUGCCGGACUGUCAGAAGCUCAGAUCCAAGCUGAAGAAGAAGACAGGGGUACGGGCGUACGCCUGCCAGUGCAGCUGGUUCUCCUCCUCAGAGCUGACAGACCUCAGGGACCUACCUCAGCUCAGAUGGGUCUGUGGAAAACAUCGGGACUGAUGUUCACUCCUCACUGCUGCAAAGCAAUCUCUCUGGCCAGUCAUCUCUCUUAAACUCCGCUUGACUUUUGAAGCAUCAGAGACAUCAAAAUGUCACGAAAUCUAGCUUUGGAGAUAAAUAUCUGACUUUUAUUGGUCUGUGACACAUUUUCUAUGUGACUGAAGAAAAAACAUGGCUCCAGAAAAGGUCAGACAAAUGUAAUAUGAGUUGUUUCUUUUACUUGAGUAUGAUGAAACAGACAAUAAUAUGGACCAAACCGAACCAUAGACAGGGAAAAAUAGAAUGUCCAGAAAGCACCGCGCUGUAGAGUUUAAAAGUCUGUAUAUAGUCAGAUGUCACACUGUAACUACAUCUAUAUUGAUUUUUACAACAUUAAUAAUUUUCUCAUCCUUAUCAAUCAAAACCUUUGUGAGAAAAUGUCUUUUUAAAAAUAAAUUGUCAAUGUUUUAACUUCAA
Molecule: messenger RNA, 1218 nt
Organism: Monopterus albus (swamp eel)
Lineage: Eukaryota; Metazoa; Chordata; Actinopteri; Synbranchiformes; Synbranchidae
Gene: cfap418
Product: cilia and flagella associated protein 418
Exons: 6
Coding region: 121-762 (213 amino acids)
Cellular component (GO): cytosol
Source: RefSeq, a predicted model, not a curated record